CGUGACAUUUUAUCGGGGACAGUGGACUCGCUGUUUGUGUUUGCUAGACCGGGAAAGACAGACCAAAAUCCUGAGGGGAAAGCGGGUGUUAGUAGUGAGAGAACCUGCCUGAGGGGAAACGCUUAUUUUUCACGGUUCCCCAUCCUUGUCAGAGUUGUGAGGCGGGGGAAAUCAACUGUCAGAAUAAGGUGGAUGAGGAGAAGGGGACUGUGGGAUUUCCUCAGGUCUUAUGGGAUAAGGAGGAAGGCUAUGAAACGUUCUUUACAAAAGAACAGUACAUGGAAGAAACAACAACAGAAUCCCCUUCUCACAUAAAUUCAGGUUUUCAGAGCUGAAUCUAGUUUGUUUAUGCUGCUCUCCUCUUCUCCCUUGAAGAACUGUUGUGCCAACGUUUAUACCUCCUAAACGACCUCUGAACCACAGCUGUCAGACAAUGGAUGAGAAGAAAAGACUUCAGCAAAAACCACUGGUAUCUCGAUUGCAGCUUAAACCAGACGACACAGAAGUGCCACAUAUGGUGAAAGGAAAGUUUAUUAAGCCUGAGCAGACGUCUAGUGCAGAGGAAGAUGAGAGUUCUCUUUUUUUUCCAGCUGAGACUCCUUCUGAUUUACGCACAGCUGUUUAUAGAGCAGAUACUACAAGAAAAUUAAAAAUAAAAACCAAAGAAGAAAAUAUGCCUUUUGAAUAUGUUUUCUCAAAAAUACAUAAGAAAAAGGUGAAAUCAGUUAUUGAUCAGCCUACCAAAAUGACUGAGUGGGGUCGAUGUAGGACCUUGGAAUACUCUGAGAUGAAAAAUAUGACCAGAGACAAACUUUCUAUAAUUCCUUUUUAUGAAGAAUCUAAUUACACAACUGAUGCAUCAACAGAAACCCUUUCUGAAAAUGAAGAUAAAAGUGAAAAGUCUGAAGUUCAAACUGUUUCUACACAAAUAAGUUGCCACAAAAGGGCAUGCAUUAAAUUUCACAGAUUUUUCAGGCAACAGAAAGCUGCUCCCUCUUAUGAUAAAACAGAACCUAUAUAUGACGAUGUAAUGUUGCAUAUUUUGAGACUGAGAGAAAAACUUGGAUGGCAGACAUCAUUACCACUACGUGGAUUUAAAGCUGAACAAAGAGAUUUCGCUAAUUUUUAUAAGAUCACAUUACCGGAAGCAUUACAGGAAGAUGAUGGAGAAUAUGUAUAUUGUCUCAUAAGAAGUAGGGAUAAUCCUAAAGCAGCCUAUGAUCCAUACGAUCUUCAGGUAGUUUCUGCAGACUUGGCUAGGCAAAGUAAAGAAUAUUGGACUAUUACAGCUACAAAUGUCUCCAAGUUUACCUUAGAGUGUAAAAAAGAAGAAAUGGAAAUAACACCGGUAAUGGAGUGGUUGAAUGAAAGGCAACUUUAUUAUGCAUUACGUAGUAUUGCUCUUUGUUUUAACUUCAGAAAGAUGAAAUAUUUUAUUAUCUGGAAAAACAAUGUAAAGAGGACAAAAAUAAAGAAGAGCAAAAUGGUGAUGUAUGACCGGCUGUUUAGUGCUGAUGAGAUACUACAAAAAUGUUUACUUUAUAUCUAUGCAUUGUGUAUAGAUGUGAGUAACUCUGAGUUUCACAAAGCGUCUGAAGACACAGCUAUCAAUUUCAUAAAGAUAGACACAUCCUACACAUAUACUCUGGAUGAAUUUUGUGAGAAGCAGUAUCAACAAAGUCAACAGGCACUCUCUCAAAUUCGAACUUUUAAAGAUAAAGUUAUCAAAGUAAUUCAGAGUUGUUUCUUAAAGGUAGCAGAAAUGAAAGGAGCAGAAAAGCUUUUUCAGCAUUUGUCAGAUGAUACCAAAGAGAAGUCAAAAUACUUUGAGAUAGCUGAAUGGCGACACAUUAUGGAGAGGUUUUCUAGUUUUCUUCGACUUGUUGAUAGGAUUUUUCAAGAACUGCUUCGCAGAUUGGUUCACAAUGCUGUAAAUCUGCUUUUGGAGAUAUUUAGAGGUUCCAGUUCCAUGACAAUUCCAAAACAGAAGACAAAUGAAAAUCUUAUAAGGUUAUUUAAAAAUACAAUCGAGAGAGCAAAUAGCUUAUUAGACACUGAAAACAGAUGUCUGUGGAUGCUUCAAGAUAAUUAUUUCCAAGGAUCCCAGGAAUCAUCAUAUCUUUCAAAGAAACCUGAAGCACAGCAUGAAAUUGUUACUGUCAGUGAUAUUGACAAGAUAUUAGAAGAAGUGAAAAGGCUUCUGAAAGGAGAAGAAGAAUACUUUCCAAUAUUUGAAGUAGAUAUAUGUCUGAGAAUUCCUUAUGAAAAGGAUUAUUGUAGAAAAUACUACCAGGAUGAUGAUAAUUAUAUCCCAGAAGUGCUACCAGAAUCUUUCAGAGAACCUGAUGAAGAUUUGAAAAAACUGUCUAAAGAUGACAGUAGAAACAAAUGUGAGGACACUGCACAGGAGAUGAGUGAAACCAGAAGUGAAAAAAAUAGAAAAUAUUGGGGCCAAGACUCUGAAUCUAAUAAUGAACCACUUAUAUAUGAGAGUUCUCCAAGAUUCUCCACAGAUAUAUAUCUAAUUCCCAAUAGAAGAGAGUUUUCAAUACAGAUACAAGGAAUUCUAGAUGGAUUAGAAAACACUAUUGAUCAGAUUGUGCCAUUUUCUCAAGAUCCUGAGCUAUCAAUCUUCAUCAUUCAAUCAUUACAUAAAACAAUGCAACCAUAUAUUGAACCAGACCAGUAUUCUGCAACAUGGCCCAACUGUGAUCUCAUUCUAGGAACAGAUCCAGAUUAUGAAAGCAAGAUUGUAAGCCUUCUGUCUCUUCAGAGUUGUUCAUUGGGCCAAGUAGAAUGUUACAGCAGGAAUUAUAUGGAAUAUUGCAAUAUGGUAGAUAAAGCAAAAUACACAACUGACAAGAUAUCCGCACUGAAAAGAGAGAUGUCUACACAAGAGUUCAGAAACAUUCUGGAAAACUAUACAGCUGAUAUAAAGGAAAUUGUGUGUAUGGUUACAGAAAAACGUAUUCGUAUGUUUAAGGUCAAAAGUUUACAGUAUCAGACAGACUGCCUGCCAUAUUUUGAAGCUCUGCUUAAUAAAAUUCAUGCUUGCUUCUAUGCAGCCAUGGAUUCAAAAAAUGUACAACUUGUAGAAGUCACAAGGACAGCAGUAGCAAACUUGAGCAAAGAGCUCACAACUGUCGAUGGAUUCAUUGAACAUUUGCAAUAUCUCCAUGUAGUUUCUUCACAAUUACCCAAAAUACAGAUGCAAUAUAAUAGUCUCUCCGAGCUCUACUUUAUUGCAAAGGACUAUGAUAUCUUUCUUCCACUUCAGCAACUUGCUCUCUAUCAGACUGUUGUGCGCACACUCCAAAAUCUUCAAUCAACUGUUCUUGUCUGUGAAAAAAUGAAGGAUGACUAUAUUAUAAAAUUCAAUGAAGGACUGGGAGAGUAUAUUGACAAUCUGCAAGCUGAAAUGAGGGAGUAUAAAAACAAAGUAAGAAAUCCUGUCCUUCUCCUCAGUGAAACAUUGCCCAAGACUGCUAAAGAAAUUAUCCAAAGCCUUAUUGAAGAAUCAGUAGUAAUUAGUGAAAAAAUUUUAAAGUAUGCAAAUUACCAGACUGUUUUCGACAGCUCCAUCAGUGAUAUGAAAUCAUUGUCAUUAGAAAAGCUGUCACACAGAGGUCAGGUUGGAGAUUCUCAGAGAGUGAAUGCAGAACUUGCUGAAAUUGAAAGUGAAUUAACAGUGCUUAAAUUGUUAUGGGAUGCACAGGAAGAAUGGACGAAGCUUUACUUUAAAUGGACACACACUAUUUUUUGGAAUCUUGAUGUGGAUUUAAUUCAAAGAGAUGUUAACAGAUUCAUGCAGAUCAUGCACAUUCUAGAAAAAGGCUUGCCAGAAAAUACUAUUUUACCUGCUUUGAAGAAGUCGUUGAUGGAUUUCAAGGAAUUUUUGCCUAUCAUUGUGUCUUUGAGGAAUCCCUAUCUUCAAGCAAGACACUGGGAAACAAUACAGAACAUCAUCGGACAGUCAGUUUUUGGGGACAAAAGACUUACCUUGGAUAAGAUUCUGGAACUUGAUAUAUUUCAAUACAAAAAAGAUAUAACUGAAGUGUCUAUAAUGGCUACCAAUGAAACAACGCUUGAAGUAAUGCUGAAAAAAAUCAUUGCCCUUUGGCACAAAACUGAUUUUCAUUUGUCUCCACACCACUCUGAAACAUCUGUUACUUUGAUUAUUUCAUCUGCUGAAGAUAUAAUUGCGCUGUUAGAAGAUUCUCAAGUGACAAUUUCAACAAUUAAAGGUUCUUGUUUUGUUGGACCCAUUAAGAGUCUUGUGGAUGCUUGGAAUCGUAAGCUGAAUCUCUUUUCUUCUACUCUGGAAGAGUGGUUGACUUGUCAAAGGAAUUGGAUUUACCUUGAGCCAAUCUUUCAUGCUCCAGAAAUAAAAAGGCAGCUUCCAGAAGAAGCAAAUCUUUUCUCUCAAGUUGAUAACAAAUGGAAAGACAUCAUGAAACGUACAGAAGAAUGUCCAAAUGCUUUAAAGGCAGCAACAACUACUGGGGUUUAUGAAAUUCUGCAGAGCAACAAUGCAUGCCUAGAAAAAAUACAGAAAGCGCUUGAGGACUAUCUUGAAGUUAAACGUAUGAUUUUCCCAAGAUUUUAUUUUCUAAGCAAUGCUGAACUCCUGGAAAUAUUAGCUGAAAAUAAAAACCAUGAUGCCGUGCAGCCUCAUCUUGUGAAAUGUUUUGCAAAUAUAAGGAAGUUAUAUAUACGUCCACAGGAACAGAGACCGCCAAUGAUUUUAAUGAUCAGAUCUGCAGAAGGGGAAAUUCUUUUAUUGCCAAAAAGUGUUCGUAUAAGAGGCCCUGUCGAACAGUGGCUAGGAAGUGUUGAAAGUAUGAUGUAUGAUAUGGUGAAAAAAUUUAUUACAGUUGGAAUUGCAGAAUGGAGUGAAAUGGAAUUUAAAGAAUGGUUUUUUACCCAUCCAGGACAAGUGGUACUAGUUGUGAGUCAAAUUAUGUUUACUCAGGAAUGUGAAGUAUGUUUACUAAGUUCUAAUACAAAGAAGGAAAUGAUAAUAGGUCGUGAUAAUCUAAUCAACCUUAUAGAACAACUUGCAGAGAUAGCAUCAGAUGUUCUUCCUUACCACAAACAAAGUACGCUGGAAGCGCUGGUUACGUUGUUCAUCCACUGCAGGGAAGUACUAAAUUCACUGAUUGAUCUUGAGAUUUGCAGCACUGAGGAUUUUGAAUGGAUAAGGCAGUUGCGUUAUGAAUGGCAUGAAAUUAGCCCAUGUAGAGUUAUUCAAGGUUAUGCCUCCUUUGAUUAUGGUUAUGAAUAUUUGGGCUGUUCUCCACGUUUGGUUAUUACCCCUCUAACAGAUCGAUGUUGGUUAACUGUCACUGGGGCUCUGCAGCUGAAUUUAGGGGGCUGCCUUGCUGGGCCAGCUGGGACAGGAAAAACAGAGACUGUUAAAGAUCUAUCAAAAAACUUGGGAAAACUCUGCUUAUCAUUUAACUGUUCUGAAGGUUUAGAUGACAAGGUGAUGGGGAAAAUGUUCUGUGGACUGGUUCAGUCUGGAGCAUGGUGUUGUUUUGAUGAAUUCAACAGGAUUGAUCUAGAAGUCCUUUCUGCAAUUGCUUCACAGAUUCAGGCAAUCAAAGCAGCUAAAGACAGUCUCACAGUGAGAUUUGUACUGGAAGGAAAAGAAAUCCGUCUGAAACCAUUCUGUGCAAUCUUUAUUACCAUGAAUCCUGGUUACAAAGGUCGUGUAGAACUCCCAGACAACUUAAAAUCAUUAUUUCGUCCUGUCUCAAUGAUGGUACCAGACUAUGAACUCAUUGCCGAAAUAAUGCUGUUUUCAGAAGGUUUCAAAUCAGCAAAAUUAAAUGCAGGGAAGAUAGUAAAUCUUUAUCAUAUUUCCAGCAAACAGCUGUCACAGCAGGACCAUUAUGAUUUUGGUAUGAGAGCCAUAAAAACGGUAUUAAUAAGAGUUGGUCAGAAGAGACAAGAAUUAAAAACUCAUUUAAGGAACUUUGAUAUUCUGGAGUUCAUCUUCAAACUGUAUUUUCAGGGACGUGUCGGUGUCAUGUUAGUAGGCCCUACAGGUGGAGGAAAGACUACCAUUAGAACAAUUUUAGAAAAAGCCUUGAUGAUCUUACCAUUGAUGGAUACAGAAAAUAUUACAAAGUUUGAUGUUUUUCAGAAUUCUUCAAGGAGGGGCAAAGUAGACACUUUUGUUUUAAACCCAAAAUGUGUUACUCUUGGUGAACUUUUUGGAGAAACAAAUCCUAGUACAAUGGAGUGGUCCGACGGUCUAAUAUCAUCAGCAGUUCGAACCUUUGCCAAACUUGCAGCCAAGAAACCUAAGAAGAAAGACCCAACUCCAGGUAGAAAUGAUGAAGUACAGGACUUAUACACACUGAAUACAGUAAAUGUUGCUGAUGCUGUUGUAACUGAUGAGACACUACAAUCAACAGAAACUGUUAACUAUGAAACCAUUACCGACUGGCAAUGGAUAAUCUUUGAUGGGCCAGUAGAUCCCAUUUGGGUGGAAAAUCUAAAUUCUGUGCUAGAUGACACCAGAAUGCUAUGUCUUGCUAAUAGUGAAAGGAUAUACUUAUCACCAGGGAUCAGAAUGAUAUUUGAAGUGGACAACCUGGCUCAAGCCAGCCCUGCUACUGUUAGUAGAUGUGCCAUGGUUUAUGUGGACCCAUUUGAUCUAGGAUGGGAGCCAUAUGUCAAGACAUGGUUAGAAGGCUUUACUGAAAUAAUAGAACAAAAUGAUAUAGAAUAUCUUGAAAGUUUAUUUCAUUGUAGUAUAAAAAGAGGACUAGACUUUCUCAAUCAACAUAAGAAAAUGCAAGCAUUUCCUGUACACGAGAUGGGAAUUGUAAUGAAUAUUUGCAGAAUUAUUGGUUCAUUUAUUCACAUAAUUAAGCAAAACAAUGGACUACAAAGUGGCAGUAAAAGAAGACAAAGCUCAGUGAGUUUCUCAACUGGGAUCCAGAACAAUGUUCCUCGGUUUUCAGAAGAAGCCCGUUCAUUCAGCGGAAUGGUACCAUCCAUAAUGAAGAAAGGAGUAGGUCCAAUAUGGUUUUGGAAGAAGCAACCUAAUAAGGUGCCAGUAUUGUUAGGAAAAUUGUUCAUAUUUGCAUUUACCUGGGCUGUUGGAGGAGUUUUAAAAAGAGAGGAAGAGCAUGAGGGUGAGACUUUAAUUGGCAUAAACACCAGCCAUGAUGAUCUUGCAAAUGUAACACGUGACUUCAAUUACCUUGUUCGUGAUCUUUUUGAAAGAGAGCCUCUUGCUAAUAUUCAGAUUCCAUCUGGAGACAAAACAGUUUUUGAUUAUUUUCUGGAUUUGCAAACAGGAGAGUUUGAACCAUGGGCAAAUUUAGUUCCUACUACACAGUUUCUUAUUCAGAAGGAGACAUUGGACCUUCCAGAUUCUGAUAAUAUAAUGGCGGAAAAUCAAGAAAAGAAAACAGAGACCUCUAUGUUUAUUCCCAAUAUUGAUACAAUACGUCAUAGUUUCCUAACAAGCCUCCUCUUACUGAAUAAACAUCCAGUGUUGAUUAUCGGUGACUCUGGUAGUGGAAAGACUGUUAUGAUUGAAAACAUGCUUCGACGACUUCAGAAACAAGGAGGAUUAAAUAUGAACAUUGGAACAAUUUUAGGAGAAGUUUUUUAUUAUGGUGAAAUUCAAAAAACAAGCUUGUUGAAGAAUUUUAGCUACUUGAGAUCUGACACCUUUCGAAGUCCUCGGAAAAGAACUUUUUCUUCAACUAAAGAUUUCAUCUCAUCUCUGAGCCUGAGUUCAACAAGAGAGGAUACUGAUCUAGAAGGAUCAUCUUCUGAAAGGACAAAAGGUGCUAUUAUUUGUACACUGCAGUUGGGUGCCCAUACCAGUGCUGCCCAAACAAAGGCUUGGAUUCUUCAGAGAUUAAUACUGAAAAGUAAAGAUGUUCUAGGUGCUCCACAGUCUAAACAGGUGCUACUUUUUAUUGAUGAUCUGAAUAUGCCAAUACCAGAAGAAUAUGGAUCCCAGCCACCACAUGAGCUAAUUCGCCAGUUUCUGGAUUUGGGAGGAUUUUAUGAUACUCGACACCUUGAAUGGAAGCACGUUCAGGACAUUGCCUUGGUUGCAAGUUGUACACCUCCUAGUGAAGGAAGUAAUGAGAUUAGUGCUCGUCUUCUGACACAUUUUUGCACAUUUGUUUUGCCUGCGACAUCUUUACAAUCUUUGCAACGCAUCUUUCAGGUGCGUCUAGGAACACACUUUUACAACAACAGAUUUUUGGUUGAAGUUCAGAAAUGCACAGACUACUUAACAUGCUCCUCUAUCGCUUUAUACUAUAGAAUGUUUUAUAAAAUGCGUCCAACUCCAGCUAAAUGCCAUUACAUAUUCAACCUGCGAGAUCUUUUUAAGUUACUUGAAGGAUUACUUCAAGCUCACAGAUCUGUCAUUGUCUCAAAAGAAACGACAGCAUUGUUCUUUGUGCAUGAAUCUGCCCGGGUUUUUCAUGAUCGCCUGGUUGAUCCUGUAGAACAAGAGAUUUUCUAUCAAUUUGUUGCCAGUGAGCUCAAUAACUAUUUUAAAAUACCAUGGUCAAAGGAACAAUUGAUGGAGGAUCCCCCUACAUUUGUGGAUUUUCUGGAUUUGAAUACACCCAUGGAAAAGAGAAUCUAUAGAAAUGUUACUAGGCAAAAGCGUCUUCUUUUGACACUAGAAGAAUCCUACAUCAGAAUGCAAGCAAUUAAACCUGAGAGUACUUCCAUCGUAUUUUUCAAGGAAGUUAUACAACAUAUAACAAGGGCUGCAAGAAUUUUUCGACAGGAAGGUGGUCACAUGACACAAAUUGGUCUAGAUGGCAACGGGAAAGUAACCUGUGCCUCCUUAGCCUGUUGCUUAUCUGAAUGCAGCCUCUACAGGUUAUCUGUUACCUCCAGUUAUAGUUCUGUAAAUUUUAGAGAAGACCUUAAAAAUGUCUACAAGCAAACAGGUCUGGAAGGCAAGAGGACUGUUUUUCUCAUCUCAGAUUCUGACAUAAUUCAAGAAUCGUUUUUGGAAGACCUAAGCUGUGUUCUGAAAUCAGGACAGGUGCCCAACUUAUUUGAAAAGGAUGAGUUGGAUAACAUUAUUGUAACCCUUACAUCUGUUGCUGAAAAGGCUAAACAUUCCAACCAAAUAGAAGAUACUUACUCCUUGUUCUUACAGAGAGUGCAUUGCAAUCUGCAUAUUGUUCUCACAUUAAGUCCUGCGGGAAUUAUCUUCCGCCAGUGUUGCCGGACAUAUCCUGCUAUUGUUAAUUGCUGUACAGUUGACUGGUAUGAAAACUGGCCUGAAGGAGCCCUUUGCCAUGUUGCAAAAAGUUACUUUAGCAACAAUGAUCUGUUUGGAAAUGAGAAUUUCAGAAAUCUGCUUGUUCACAUGUGUGUUAAUAUCCACAAAGAUGUAUCUAUCAUUAUUGAGAAGUUUUUGAAAGAAACUAAAAGACACUACUACAUCACUCCCAAAAGCUACUUACAAUUCAUAAGUACUUUUUCAACUAUACUUCAGUCAACAAAAGAGAAAACUUUGAAAGACAGAACUUCUUAUCAUUCUGGUCUGACCAAAAUCCUAGAAGCAACCUCACACAUUGCGGACAUGCAAGACGAGUUACUUGUCCUUGGACCUCAAAUAGAGAAAAAAGCACAGGAAAUAGAGGAACUUGUAGAAAAGCUUCACAAAGAUGCAUUGGUAGUGGAACAAGUUCGAACUAUUGUUAAAGAGGAUGAAGAAAUCAUGGCUGCAGAAACACGCAUUGUGGAAGAAUAUGCCAAGCAAGCAACAGAGGAACUCAAUGCUGUACUGCCAUCUUUGGAAAAAGCCCUUAAUGCUCUUGAUGCACUUGACAAAAACCACAUUGCAGAAAUUAGAGUGUAUACCCGUCCUCCUCCACUUGUUCUAACUGUUAUGAAUGCUGUAUGUGUCCUUCUCCAAAAGAAGCCUAACUGGGCAACAGCAAAAUUACUGCUUGCAGACCCUGGAUUCCUUAAAAAGUUGGUUACUCUUGACAAAGAUAAUCUACCAGAAAAGGUAUUUGUGCAGUUGAAAAAAUACAUUAAAUCACCUGACUUCAGCCCUGUGAAAGUUGGACUUGUUUCUGUUGCCUGCUGCUCUAUGUGUCAAUGGAUUUUAGCUCUAGAUCACUACCAUAUUGUAAAAAAGUUUGUAGAACCAAAACAAGCAAAGGUAGCAGAAGCAGAAGAGCUACUAAAACGUGCAUAUGAAAAACUGGCUGAAAAACAACGGAGCUUAGCUUUGAUUGAACAACAUCAGCAAAAUUUAGAAUCAAUGUAUGAAGAAAAUAUUGCUGAGCAAGAAAUGCUAGCUGCUCGAAAAGAUCAGACAACUCACCGCUUAAACUGUGCAUCUGUUUUAAGUACAGCUCUGAAAGAUGAAAUGGAACGCUGGAAAGAAUCUGUUAAUAAUUUUGAUCAAAGACUGCAUGGAAUCGUGGGGGAUGCCCUUGUUUCAGCAGCGUGCAUUGUCUACAGUGGAGUAUUAUCUGCAGGGUAUCGUCAACAGCUGGUUGAUGAGUGUUUGAAACUCUGCAAUGAAAACAAUAUCCCAGUGUCAUCAAAUUACUCGCUAGUAAACUGCAUGACAGAAAAAAAUGAGGUGCGCGAGUGGCAAAAUGCAGGAUUGCCACUUGAUCAGUAUUCCACAGAAAAUGCUAUACAUGUUAAGUAUGGACUACGGUGGCCUCUACUAAUCGAUCCAGAAAGACAAGCUCACAAAUGGAUAUGCCAAAUAGCAAGUGGCAAACUGCGACAAAUUUAUGCUACAGAUACUAAUUACUUGAGAAAACUUGAAAAUUCUAUGCGUAUUGGUGAAUCAGUCCUGCUGCAGGAUCUUACUGAAAAAUUGGAUUCAAGUAUGAAGCCAAUCUUAAAAAAAGAAAUCUUUAACAAAGGAGGACAAGAUUUCAUUAGAAUAGGAGACACAAACUUUGAGUACAACCAAAACUUUAGAUUAUACUUGACAACACAGCAAGCCAACCCCCAUUUUCUGCCAGCAAUAUGCAAUACUGUGACAAUGAUAAAUUUCACUGUAACCUUCCAAGGGUUGCAAGAUCAGCUUCUGUCUGCUGUUGUAAUUAAGGAGAAACCUGAGCUUGAACAAAAGCGUUGUGAACUGCUGGAAAGCAUAUCUAAAGAUCUCAUAACACUACGUGAACUUGAACAAAAAUCACUUAGACUUCUACAGAAAACCAAUGGACACCUUCUAGAUGACCAAGUCCUCAUUGACAAUUUACAAAGAACAAAAAUCACCUCAACAGAGAUUUUUGAACGUGUUGAAGCCUCAGCAGCAACAGAAGCUACAACAGAAGCAUUGCGUAAAAACUAUCUUCCUAUUGCCACUCGUGGUGCUGUGCUCUACUUUGUAGUGGCAGAUCUUGUUCACAUCAAUUAUAUGUAUCAGUUUUCCCUGCAGUGGUUUCAUAAGAUCUUUGCAGACUCUGUGGAUGAUAUCAACGAACAAAAAAGUGAUCUUUCUCUGAGUGUUUCAAGUAGUUCUAGAACGAGAAUUCCUAGGAAGCAAAGUAGACUUUCUACCACAGAAGACUUGGAAGAACCUGAGUGUGAGGCAGACAGCUUCAAAAGUCAUGUUAAUGAUGUAAUUGAGAAGUUAACGAGUAAUGUUCAUAAGACAGUUUCUGUAGCUCUCUUCAGUGAAAAUCAAGUAUGCUUUUCUUUUCUUAUGUGCACAGCAAUAAUGAGAAACAAUUGCAAUGAAACUGAAAUUACUAAUAACCUUGGAAUUAUACAAGAGAAUCAAUGGAACUUCUUCCUGCAUGCUAGCAUGAUGGCAAAUAUUAUGGACACACAAUACUCAGGGAAAACUGGUUCAAGUGAAUUUAUGAAAACUCCGCCACACUGGAUUACCGAAAUGAUGUGGAAAGAAUGCCAAUACAUGAACAUUCACAUGCCAGCAUUUAGACUAUUAUGUGAUUCUCUUCUAUCAAAUUCGCAGCAAUGGAGAGCAUUUCUAAAUAGUCAGAAUGUAUAUUAUUUGACUAGUACAUGUUAUAGACCAGUGUCAUCACAGCAAGACUUUUCAGAUCCUCAGUCUGAAGUUAUACAAAAAAGCUAUGAUCAGAGCAGUGCACCUUUAAUUUUUCCUUGGCAUAAACUUUCUUCAUUUGAAAGACUUAUCUUGAUAAAGGUUCUUCGACUAGAAAGCUUAAACAGUGCGAUACGAACAUUUGUAACUGAGAAAUUAGGAUCCAAAUAUAUUCAGACUGGAGGAACUGAUCUGAAAGCAGUAUACCGAGACUCUGAUUCUAUGACACCACUCAUUCUGAUCCAUACUCAUGGAGUGGACAUUGCUGCUGUCCUUCUGCGCCUUGCCCAGGAAAUAAAAGGAAACACCCAACAUGUGAAAAUGAUCUCACUAGGACAUGGUCAAGGUGCCAAAGCUGAAGAACUGAUAUACAAAGCACAGAUACUGAGUGGACAGUGGGCAUUCCUCCAGAAUUGUCAUCUCGCAGCUUCAUUUAUGCCUAGACUCUGUGGAAUUGUUGAUAUGUUUACUAAAGGAGAAAAGAAUAUAGAUGCAGAAUUUAGACUCUGGUUGAGUUCAACAGCAGAUACUUCUUUUCCUGUAUCUAUCUUGCGAAAGGGCCUGAAGAUAGUAAUAGAACCUCCCCAAGGAAUAAAGGCAACAUUACUUCAGACAUUUGGGUUAAGAGGCACUGGACUAGUAACAGAAACAGUAUUCAAUAAGACUACCUGUGGGCCAUCAUGGAAAAGGCUACUAUUUAGUCUAUGCUUCUUUAAUGCUGUAAUCCAUGAAAGAAAGAAAUAUGGAGCCUUGGGCUGGAACAUUCCUUAUGAAUUUAGCUCUUCAGACCUAGAGAUUUCCAUCCAGAUACUUGAGAUGCUUCUUGAGAAACAAAAGAAGAUCUCCUGGGCAGCUCUACGUUAUUUGACAGGAGAAGUAGCAUACGGGGGCCGUGUAACUGAUAGCUGGGAUCGCCGGUGCUUGCUUAGCCUUUUGGACAAUUUUUACAACCCUUCUGUGCUACAAGAAGAUUUUGCAUAUUCUGUAGACUGGGUAUAUCGACCCAUCUCUGAAACAGAUACUUUAAGAGACUGUAGAGCCUAUAUACGUUCUCUUCCAGAGGCUGAUUCACCUGAGCUUUUUGGAAUGCAUCACUGUGCUGAAAGAGCAUACUUAAAAACUCAAGCAGAGUUAUUUCUACAUUCAGUUGUCAGUAUCCAGCCAGCAGUUAGCACAGACACCCUCAUUGUCAGUGGUAGAAAGAGUCAGGAUGAAAUAGUGCUAGAAAUAGCAUCUGAUAUUCUAAUAAAAUUACCAUUGACUGUAGAAGAUACAGAACAAGUCUCUGAAAUUGAAGAUAGCAGAACUAAAAGAGAUUCAUUUGCAAGCUUCAAAGCAGGCCCUGUUUGGGCAGCACUUGUGAAAGCUACAGAAGGUCCUGGUUCUUUUACCAAUUCAGCUUUGUUAACUGUAUUACAACAGGAGAUUGACCAGUAUAAUCAUCUGUUGUCCACAAUAAUUCAUUCAUUACAUUCACUUCAACAAAGUAUCAAAGGUGAUAUAAUUUUCACCACGGGACUAGAGGAGAUUUAUCAUUCAAUAUUAAAAGCCAAAGUGCCACAAUUGUGGCAGCAACAUUCCUACAAGACACGUAAAUCUCUUGGAUCCUGGAUUGAAGACCUCAUUAUUGGAGUGAAUUUCUUUGCCACAUGGUCUAAUCGAGUUAUUGCCUUUAUGCAGUCAAGGUUUAACUAUUUAAUGAUGCUUCAAAGGCAAACCAGAACAUUGCUUCAGUUUGGUGAGGAUUCUGACUUUUUCAGUGGCAGCUACCAGGGAUACCCCACUUGCUUUUGGCUUCCAGGGUUUUUUUCCCCACAUGGAUUUCUUACUGCUAUUCUUCAGAAUUACGCUCGGCAGAAUAAAAUACCAAUUGAUUCUCUGACAUUUGCCCACAAAGUUUUGCCAUUUGUUCAGGAUGAAGGACAAGGUCUUCGAGGUUUCAAGAGAAAAGAAGGCAUAUUAAACAAAGCUUUUAAGGAACCUUCGCAUUGUGAAAGUGGGAUUACAAUUUUUGGCUUAUACUUAGAUGGUGCUUGUUGGAAUCCUGUCACAGAAGCAGUGGAAGAACCUGAACUUCACAAGAGAUUUUAUGAACUACCAGAUGUACUAUUUUUACCACAAAAGAUGAGCCUCAACUCAAGACAGGAGGAAGCAGUCUUGCUACUUUAUGAAUGUCCCUUAUACAGAACACCUGAAAGAUCUGGAAUGUUGUCAUCUACAGGUAUAUCAACUAAUUUUAUAACAGCAGUUUACCUACCAAGCUUGAUAGCUCCCUGUCAUUGGAUAACAAGAGGAGUUGCACUGUUGUGUCAAUUAGAAGACUAAGAAUCUCCAGGGGCAGUUAUAGGAAAAACUCUGUGGAAUACU
Molecule: messenger RNA, 14419 nt
Organism: Pogona vitticeps (central bearded dragon)
Lineage: Eukaryota; Metazoa; Chordata; Lepidosauria; Squamata; Agamidae
Source: RefSeq, a predicted model, not a curated record